Molecule: messenger RNA, 312 nt
Organism: Lottia gigantea (owl limpet)
Lineage: Eukaryota; Metazoa; Mollusca; Gastropoda; Lottiidae
Exons: 3
Coding region: 1-312 (103 amino acids)
Molecular function (GO): calcium ion binding
Source: RefSeq, a predicted model, not a curated record
AUGAAAUUAGCUCUUGUUUUGGUCGCUGUCGUCUUGGUAGUGAAUGUAGAAGGAUGGGGAUGGGUACGUAGAAUUCCCUUAGUACAUAUACCAAACCCUUCACGUUGGGGUAAGCGAGAAGUGAGAGAAACAGAUUUAGCUGCAGUUUUGUCCGAUGAUGAACUAAAAUCUAGACUUGGUGUCGCUGAUGAGAAUUUGACUGAAGUUUAUGAAGUUUAUGAUGUUAACGAGGAUGGAGUAAUAACAGUUGCAGAAUUUGAAGCUGUGUCUUCUAUCCUUGAAAACAUGCAAGGCGAAGAAGAAGGACAAUAG